AUGCUGGGUGUUCCUCUGUUCACAGUUGGUUCCAUAGACAUACUGAUUGUUCUGCUGUCCACAGCUGGUGUCAGUGACAUACUGAGUGUUCCUCUGUUCACAGUUGGUACCACUUACAUACUGAGUGUUCCUCUGUUCACAGUUGGUGCCACUGACAUAAUGAGUGUUCCUAUGUUCACAGGAAGGGAUGAGAAUGUGUUAAAAAGAAGAAGUCCUCAAGUGCUCAUUACGUGUUUCAACGACGAUUAUUCGGAUAAGUACGAACGUCCUUUUUGUGACAGCAUACACAGUUCACAGGAGUCUGUAGUGAGCGAUGCUAGUUCGUUGACAGUACCCAUUCCCGAUACGUUGCAGACCAGGGCGGCGUAUCGUGUAGACAAUAUGGUGAAGUAUUCCUCAGGGUCGGACAAUCAGACAGACGAAGAAGAAGACCUCAGGCCACCACCCUCAGCGUUCAGGAGGCGACGUGGAGCUAUGACGUCAGAGACACUGCGCACUACUUUAGAAGUUCAGGAUACAUUAGACGAGGAAUCCGAAAACGGUCCUCAAUAUGGGCUCGAAUCGCGGCGUCCCAGUGCGAACAUUGUAAGUUUGCCGUCAUUACAAAUUUCGCCAGGCGAUCUGCAUGUCGUUCAUGGCGUGUCGCUCGCCGGUUUGGAAACCGGUACAAGUCAUUUGUUAGCAAAUUAUUUGCAAGUAAAAGCAGACCUAGGAGAAUCGUACCCAUCAUUGAAUAACUCGGAUG
This is a messenger RNA of Saccoglossus kowalevskii, 745 nucleotides long. RefSeq lists its product as uncharacterized. The record is from RefSeq and is a predicted model, not a curated record. Gene Ontology annotation, biological process: Rho protein signal transduction. Gene Ontology annotation, molecular function: guanyl-nucleotide exchange factor activity. NCBI's taxonomy places the organism in Eukaryota, Metazoa, Hemichordata, Enteropneusta, Harrimaniidae.